AACAAAUGAUUUGACAACUUUCGAGUUUUACUUGUCGAGGUUAUUCAUUUAUAUUGUUUGUAGCGGUUUUUCAAGAAUAUUAGUUUUAAAUAUGUCUAAUAUCAAUUUACAAUGUCUCUUGGGAAUCCAAUGCAACGAUUUUGUUAUGAUAGCUGCGGAUCAAACAAAUAGCCAUAGUAUUAUGGUAAUGAAAGAUGAUGAAGAAAAGAUUUAUAAAAUAUCGGACAAGCUUGUGAUGGGCGUAGUAGGAGAUUCCGGCGACACAACACAAUUUGCAGAAUAUAUUGCAAAGAACAUUCAACUAUAUAAGAUGCGCAAUGGAUACGAGCUUGGACCGACAGCUGCAGCGAAUUUUACUCGUCGUAACUUAGCCGAGUACCUCAGAAGCAGUUCACCAUACUUUGUUAACAUCUUAAUGGGUGGAUAUGACAUGGAAAAUGGCCCUGAAUUGUAUUUUAUGGAUUAUUUAGCAUCCAGCAUUAAAGUUCCAUUUGCAGCUCAUGGCUUUGGUGGUUACUUAAGUUUGAGUGUAAUGGAUCGAUACUAUAAAAAAGAUUUAACUGAAAAGGAGGCAUAUGAAAUACUCCAGAAGUGUGUCCAGGAGGUACACAAGCGUUUAUUUGUUAGCCUGCCCAACUUCCAGGUGACUGUUGUGAAGAGAGAUGGAAUUGAAGUUCUCCCCGUUAUUAAUUCAUCUUCAUUAAAGUAAUUCUCACAUUUUUAAGAUUAAAUGGUAUAAUUUUGUCUA
Papilio xuthus (Asian swallowtail) is the source of this 748-nucleotide messenger RNA. NCBI's taxonomy places the organism in Eukaryota, Metazoa, Arthropoda, Insecta, Lepidoptera, Papilionidae. The record is from RefSeq and is a predicted model, not a curated record.